AUGCCAGUGGUGAAGAAGAAGAAGGAGACGGCCGGGUCCACUGAGGCCCAGAAGCUUGCCGCGGCCGCGCCACCUCAGGCGCAAAAGGACGAGGACGGCCUGUGCGCUCCUACGGCUGGGUCCUCCUCCCGAGGCUCGGGGGCCCGGCCUCGGGAGGACGCGAUCUCCGUAACCAAGCCGGCUCCGGAGGCGCCCGCCCUCAGCUCGCCUGCUGAGGUCCCGAAGGCUCCGGAGCCCCCGGCCUCCUCUGCUGCUGCUACCUCGCCGAUCCUGACGCCGUGCGCUGUCUCCUCCCCCGUCCAUCACGCCGCUGGGCCGGCGGCAUGGAGCCAGGCCGUGGCAGCCUCAGAGGAGGGCAAACAGGCUGCUGGCCUGGCCGCGGUCGCCCCAGACUUGGCGGUGAAGGAUGCCGAGGCUGCCGAGGAGCGCUGCCGAGUGGCGGAGGCUGGUCUGAAGACCCUCUGCGACCAACAGGUCGCCGAGGCCCGUCAGUGCGAGGUGCGGGAUGAGGAGAUGAAGGCUCAAGAGGCUGCAGUUGCUGACCGCGACGCCGAGCUGGAGCAAAGGCCCCGCAAGGCGCUACAGGAUCUCUACGGGAGGGGGUUGAAGGAGCCGUUGGUGACUGCUGAGGAAGGCCCCGCCGAGCUGCUCCCCCAGCUCGUCACGGCGCUCGAGGGUGUUGUCCUUGGGGCCGACCCCAUGGUGGAAGGAGAAGCCCGCGCGCUCUCCGCCUCGGCCAUGAUGCGCGUCUUUAGCCACCUCCAUCUUCGCGACCCCAACUUCGACUUUGGAGCCUUGCUUCAGCCUGUGGACUUGGAGCACUGCACCGCUGCAGCCGAAGCCAUGAAGGACCAGGUGGAGUCCCUGCUGCGAAAGUUCCUCGCCAUCGACCCCGCGCCCAUGGCUGAUGGCGCCGCCGACCCUCCGGCCGCGACUGACGGCACGUGCGACGGCGACGUUGUCGACGAUGGGGCACUCCUUGCGGGCGAUGGCAGCGCCCAAGGCUGA
Aegilops tauschii subsp. strangulata is the source of this 1008-nucleotide messenger RNA. The record is from RefSeq and is a predicted model, not a curated record. Lineage: Eukaryota; Viridiplantae; Streptophyta; Magnoliopsida; Poales; Poaceae.